Messenger RNA from Protopolystoma xenopodis, 1962 nucleotides. The record is from the annotation of a GenBank genome assembly. NCBI's taxonomy places the organism in Eukaryota, Metazoa, Platyhelminthes, Monogenea, Polystomatidea, Polystomatidae.
AUGGACAGUCUUCCGGUGCAUCGUCUCUUCUCCGUCCAGCUGAGGCUGUGCCAUCGCAGCUUUCUUCUCUUCCUUGCCUUCGUCUGCCUGCCUCUGCCGCCCGACGGGCUCGCCAGCCCAUCCGACUCCCGCAACGCCGUCUCCACGCUCCCGUUUCCAUCGCAACUGUCACCCGGCAACCGGAUUGGCCAUUCAGGUGAGUCCGAUGUCUCCGGUCUGGGCGUCAGCCGAGCCCACCAGACAAACGGUCCACGAGCCCUGUUGCCGGCCCAGUCGUCCGAGUCGACCGGUCCCGGGGAGCCGUCGCAUCUGCCCGCCUCGGCGUUCGGCGGACUCGGACUCGCGCUCGGCUCGCAGAGUCGCAUCAGCCUGGGCGUGCUCUCCAAGGCACAGACCAGCUCAUUGGCCUCACUGUCCCCACCCUCCGGUCCAUCUUCAUCAUCGUUGUCGUCGUCGUCGUCGUCAUCGUCGUCGUCGUCGCUUUCAGGCGCCUCUUCAUCGUCCAGCUUUUCUGCUCAGGCGCGAGCUUCGUCUUCCACAGGCCUCGGUUCGAGUGCGUCAAGGCCGGGACUCGCCGAUUCCACGGUCGACGCCAUGUCGAGAUCGUCGGAUCCCGGCGAGGAGGUGUGGCCACCGAGUCGACGGAGUCAAGACUACGCCAAAGUGAAUGUCAACAUCCUCGGCCAGCCGAUCGACGUGAGCAUCGUCAACCAUCUACAGCCGGACGUGUCGAGUGGGAAAGCGCGCAAACUGCGCAAGAUAUUGGCCGGCAGUCUGGACCGUGACUGGAUGUCGGAGGAGCCGCCGCGAGUGUUGCGUCAACGCGGCACCGGAGCCGCCAGUUCGGCGUUGAGUUUGGCCGAGCGUGACGCCAAACUGGUGCUGGAGGCACGAGGCCUCAACAUCACUUUGCAAUUGUCCGAGGCACAGACGAGCCUCUUCCGCAACUGGCUCGUCGAGUUGGCCACCUGCGAGAUGGACUUCGUCUGGGAGGAUUUGGGCCCGCUGUUCUGGCCGCGUUGGAUCCGCCGCGGCGUCUGCCUCAACCGACAGGAUCGCUCCUGUUCUUGGCCGCCCGGAAUGCAAUGUCGACCGUCGGGCUCGCGAGGUCUCCAGCUGCUGCAUUGGCGCUGCGAGAACGCCGCUCAGGCGCAGUCACGCAAGCGCGCCGCGACACAACGUCUUCGCAAACGGACCGACUUCACCGGCCUGCACAGCUCGAGUCCCGCCGGUCUGACGGCCGGCGAGACGGGUCGGUCGGUCGGACCGCUCGUCGGCCAGACUUGGGCCGGCGGGAACAACGUCUUCCGCUCCAGCUUCUACGACCUCACGCCGGCCGGACACGAUGACGCCAUCCAACUGAAACUACUCACGCCGCACUCGUCCGCGGGCCGCCGCAUCGCCUCGGCCACGAGUUCCGCCGGCUCCGGCGGGCUCGUGCGCUCGAGCCCGCGCGGCUGGAUGAGCCCCGGCCAGACGGGCCGGCAAGCGGAGUCGCGAGCUCAAAUGUUCCCCGACAACUCGAGCCAUCCGGGCGCCGCGGGACUCAUAUGGUGGCAGGACGCCGCCGGCUAUCCGUACACCUGGCAACAGGACUCUGGCGAGACUCGAACCCCCAACCUAUCGCGGGCGACGGGCGCGACGGUCGCCGCCUACCAGCAUCCGCAAUACCAGCGUCUGAGGCAUCGAGAUUCGUCGCCAAGCCUCGGAUUGGGGCUCUACUCCGCGCCCGGCAACGGCGUCGAUGAGACCGGCCUCGGGCUGUCCGGCCUGCACGACGAGAUCGACGGCCACGUCGAGGAGGACGGGCUGACGCGUCGACGUCUGCCACGCGAGGAGCGUCGCAGACGACGAACUCGACGUCUCAUCAAACAGCUUAGCCUCAAAGCCAACGGCUACCACUGUUACUGGCAGGUACAGAAGUAUUUGAUCAGUGACAAGUGCACGUGUUCCUGUUCCUAA